This is a messenger RNA of Hypoxylon fragiforme, 2177 nucleotides long. RefSeq lists its product as uncharacterized. The transcript is spliced from 3 exons. The record is from RefSeq and is a predicted model, not a curated record. Lineage: Eukaryota; Fungi; Ascomycota; Sordariomycetes; Xylariales; Hypoxylaceae. Bases 513 to 1661 code for a protein of 382 amino acids.
UGGGGUCAAGGGGCACGCGGGCCUUUAUUUGAGUUUCUUAGCUUUCGCCUAACCUUAGAUCGAUUUAUUGCGGCUGAGCAAGGUGGCCUAACCUAAGACGUGAAACUAACAACGUACACCUACCUUCCCAACAUACUUGAGUACACUCACUUCUUGUCAUUGCGUUUGAUUGUGUCUUAUUACUACUACAUACCAUCUAACGAAGGAAGGAAAGAAGGAAAGACUUAUACUUACUUUAAGUUGUUAGUUACAUAUGUAGCAAGCAACAAUAACAAUAAUCCAUAAGCAAAUUAUCCUGAGAUCCUGACCAGUGAUUACUUCUACCCUCAGCCACCAUCAGCCAGCCGAGUAGUCGAUCCGUUGGAUAUAAUAACGUGCUACCGGUAUAUAAACAGCCGAGAGUCUACGCAACCCAAGUUUCACUCACUAUAUUUUGAGUUGAAGAACUGACUCGCUUACGUCUUUACCUACCCCAGGUAUCAAGACUAUAUCAAGACUAUAUCAAGAGAGCCAUGUGCUUCGGAAGCAAGGACACCGGAAGUGGCCCAGCUCCCAAACCUGCUCAAGCUCAACCACCGUCCUACAGCAGCGCGCCAAACCCAAAGGCAAGCAUGCCGCAAAGCUACGCGCCGCCCCCUGGCCCACCGCCUUCUCACAGCCAAAACCAAAACCAAACCUCUCAGUCUCCAUACGACUACGCACCCCCAGCUGGCCCACCCCCUUCUUCUUCCAAGAACAACCCCUUCUUCAACUCCCCAUCAUCCAAUGCCCCGGAAUACGCCCCACCAACUGGACCCCCGCCCUCCCACGGAGCGGCCCAGAAACAGCACGACUGGGAAUCCGCCGUCCCAGACACAUCCCUCCUCCCCCCUCCCCCCAACUUCUUCAGCGGCUUCGACCGCUCGCCCGCGAACAACGCCACCGAGGAAGAGGCCGAGGCCGGCGAGCGCUGGUGCGCGAGUUACCCGCUGUACCCGCCCAUGCCGUUCAGCGCCGAGGCUGCGGAUGCCGCGCGCGUCGGCAACGUCGCCUUGUACGCGCCUCCCCAUUUCAAGGGCACGCUGACGCAGAAGGGGAUGGGGGUCUGGAGCGUCGUGAGCGGUAGUCGCAAUGGAGGCGCGCCGGACACGUGUCUGGCGACGUAUCCGCCACUGUACCACGCCGCGGCGCACAGCCCCGCCGCGACGGGCGCCAAGGGGGGCAAGACGGUGUACUACGAAGUGCGCAUCCUGGCCGACGGCAACGAGAAGGAAGUCCCCCUCGCGCUAGGCUUCACGGCGCCGCCGUACCCCGCGUUCCGGCUGCCCGGGUGGCACCGCGGCAGCCUGGGCGUGCACGGCGACGACGGGCACAAGUACAUCAACGACCGGUGGGGCGGGAAGGAGUUCACGGCGCCGUUUCGGCGGGGCGAGACGGUCGGGCUGGGGAUGCGGUUUCACUACUCCCGCGGCAGGCAGGCCGUCGAAAUCUUCCUCACCCGCAACGGCGCAGAGGCGGGCCGCUGGGAUCUCCACGAGGAGACGGACCAGGAGCAGGAUCUGCCGGUCACGGGGCUGGAGGGCCACCACGACUUGUGCGCGGCGGUGGGGUGCUUUGAGCGGGUCGCGUUUGAGGUUGUCUUUAGGCCUGAUGCGUGGGUUUGGAGGGGGUAUGAGGGUUGAGCGUGAUAAUCGAAGAGAAAAGGGGGAGCGAGGCGUUGCGUCCGUGUUUCUUGCUCUGGGCUUCUUUGUACGAUACGAGACGUUUUGAUGGUUUCUUAUGCUUAUGAGCCCUGGGGGGGCAUUUUUCGUAUUCUUAAUUUUUGUUUUUGUGGUGGUGUCGACUUCUUCGUAGAAUGGAGUGAUGGAGACUUGGUACCUACGUAGGUAGGUAGAUGAUAUUUAUACCUACGUUUGACUUUGGCUGGCUUGAACGUAUUAUCGUGAUAGGUAUCGAUGUCUUGUUUGCUUGUUUGCUUGUUUGCUUGUCGGUUGUGCUGCUGUCUAGAGCAAGCAGGCGGGUUGCCAGGCCCGUUCGGCGCAACCAAAGUACGGAUAAACCUUACCACCGCCACCCACAGUGCCAGUUGCCGCUAUCACUGACACUCCCGGCGCCCCAAGGCCACCAACCUAUCCUAUCAGGCACCCAACCCAAAGCACGGACUCCCUCCCCUACAGUGCCUACUGUAUUGUACCUCC